CUCGCUUUCUCCUCCUUCAACCCAGGUCCACCGCCAUCGCCCCGCAGCCCACAGUGCCCUGCCGCAACGCGACCAGCCCCCACCGAGCCAAAGCAGGCGGCAUGAGGCUUGAUCCGGUGCAUCUAUCCAUGCUGCUCAUCGGGGUCUCAUUCGCCUGCUACUCCCCGAGUCUGAAUUCCCUGCAGGACCAAGCUUACAGGUCCGCCGUGGUGAUCGAGGGCAAGGUGCAGUCCACGCCUGCGGGGAACGCGUCCGUAGAGCCGUACCGUGUGAGUGUCAAAGUGCUGGAGGUCUGGCCCCUGAACAGCGGCGGUCUGGAGCGGGAGCAGCUCGUCACCGUGGGGGAGUUCGGAUCCGAGGCUCCGUGCGCCAAAGUGAAAAAGAACCACAAGUACAUCUUUUUUAUGGACCCCACGGACGAGCCCUUGGUUUUCAAGGCAUCGUUCGCGCCCGUUGACACGAGUGGGAAGAACCUGAAGAAGGAUGUUGGGAGGAUCUUGUGUGAGAACUGCGCUGUUGCUCCAAAGUUAAAACCAAUCAAGAAUCCCAUCGUCGUUGGUGAGGGAAGCAAGCUUAUGGUGAAGUGUGAGGCCACAGGAAAGCCUGUCCCAACCUACAGAUGGUUUAAAGAUGGCAAUGAGCUGACAAGUAGUCGAAAAGUCAAGAUCAAGUCCAACUUGAAAUCCUCCAAAGUCCAGAUCAACAGAGCGAAACUGGAGGAUUCUGGGAAUUACACGUGUGUGGUGGAGAACUCGCUGGGGAAGGACAACUCCACUGGCACCGUCAACGUACAAAGCAUAACCACAACGCUAUCUCCAGGCUCAGGCCAUGCCCGAAGAUGCAAUGACACAGAGAAGACCUUCUGUGUGAAUGGCGGCGACUGUUACUUCAUCCCUGGUAUAAAUAAGAUUUCCUGCAAGUGUCCAAAUGACUUUACUGGUGAUCGCUGUCAAACCUACGUUAUGGCCAGUUUCUACCAGCAUCUUGGGAUUGAAUUUAUGGAGGCAGAAGAACUCUACCAGAAAAGAGUCCUGACAAUCACGGGUAUUUGUGUGGCUCUGUUGGUGGUAGGCAUCCUGUGUGUGGUUGCCUACUGUAAAACCAAGAAACAAAGAAAGAAGAUGCACAAUCAUAUGCGACAGAACAUGUGUCCUGAACAUCCCAAUCGUAACCUUGCUAACGGACCUAAUCACCCAGGACCCGGCCCGGAGGAAAUCCCUAUGGUGGAUUACAUAUCAAAGAAUGUCCCUGCAACUGAGCGAGUCAUACGGCCCGCGACAGAGCGAUCAUUCCCAGCCAGUCACGCCUCUUCCAGAUCUCACAACUCUUCCACACGAGCCCACUCAUCAACUCAAAGACAUGAGGAACGGACAUGGAGCCUGGAACGUUCUGAAAGUUUCCUCUCUGACUCGCCGGGAAUGAUGUCAUCGUCCGUGGGGACCAGUAAAUGCAGCAGUCCUGCGUGCAUGGAAGCGCGGGCGCGGCGAGCUGCUCACUGUGGUUAUUCUGAUCCCCAUCGGCCGGGGCUGCAGUACGGGGACUCGUUCGACUCGCUGGGAGACUCUCCGCACAGCGACAGGUACGUGUCAGCCCUGACAACACCAGCCCGCCUGUCCCCGGUGGAUUUCCAUUACUCGUUGCCCCCCCAGGUGCCUACCUUUCAGAUAACAUCCCCCAAUGCCAGCCACGCCAUGUCGCUUCCUCCUGCUGUCCACAACCCCUAUCCUCCAGAGGAUGACCAGCCGCUGCUGCGCCGCUACCAGGUGCCCCUACAUGACGCCCAGUGCCAGGAGCCCUACCGGCAGCAGCGCCGCACCUACCUAAAGAACAGCAGGGGCAGCCUGCCCUCCAGCCCCUACCGGCUGGCCGAGGAAGAAGACUAUGAGACUACCCAGGAGUACCUCUCCUCUCGGGAGCAACCAAAGACAAGUGGGUCCAGUGAAACUGGUAGCCGGCGCUGGAAGAGAUCCAGACUGAACGGCCACGUGGCCCCGCGUGGAUACGAGGCAUCUCGGGACUAUGGAUCUCGAAGCUGCCUAACAGAAAGCGAGUCAGAGGAGGACGGUGAGAGCACUCCCUUUCUCAGUAUGCAGAACAUGAACGCCGAGCCCUCUACCAUCUACAGGCCGGUGGACACUCGGACUUCUCACUCAUCAGGGUGGCACAGCGGGCGUGGCAACAUGCAUACAAGACUCACACAGUCGCGCUCCAAACCGGACAGUACGCCCCAUUAAAGAGUGACGAUGAACCAACAAAAAUCAAUAUAGUAUAGACCUGCAUCUAUAAGAAAUAUUUUUAUUUUAUAUAACUGACAGAUAUUCUAAACAAAUGAAAUAUUUAUUUUCAUUUUAGCAAAAGUUGUCUACUAGUUAACAGCAAAGAAUUUUUUAUAGGGAAAACUCUAUUUAUAUGUACAUUUUGAUUUACAGCAUAAAAAAGAUGUGCCAGUUUUUUCACAACGUUAAAAAAAAAAAAAAAAAAAUAGAGUAAUAUUGUGGUGCCUUUUGCUGUUUGCCGAUGCCAGAGGGCCAGUGGAGGUUUUUGUAGCCUUUCUUAUAUGGACGCCUCAUUUUUUAUACACAUUUAUGUUCUUUUGUUCUGUCUGAUUUUUUUUUUUUUUUUCCUGUCUCACUUUCUUUCCAAAAAAAAAAGGCAUUCUUUGAGAAGUCUGUCCCCACUGGAGCAUAACCCCUUCCAUGUCACGCAAUAUAAACCACUUCAACAUAAAGUGUGUGUUUACAUUAAUAUGAUUCGUCCUGUAGGGUUUGGUGGUUCGGGGAUAUAACAGAACGCCUGAUAAAUACAAUGUAGAACAUUUCUGACGUAUGUGCCCUGAGAGACGAAGAAAGAAGAUAGUGAUGUUUGGUUGAGUGCAGGUACAAAUGAAUCUGUGUGAGUGUAACGUUGCUUGCAUGCUUUCGUGAAUGUUAGGAGAAUAUCAUGUUGUGAGAUUAAAUGUGUGGAUCUCAGGAGAGCUGCCACUGACCCCUUCUCCUCUUCCCCUCUCCCUCCCUUUGUGUAGGUGGACAGGUAAGGCCGAGUUGUAUUAUGCAGGUCAUUUCUUAAUGAUGUAUUUAUAACUGUCUGGCCCCAAGUCUUCCCCUAUUCUGUCCUUUUUAAAACAUCCUUGUACGAGGCCAACAAACGCUUAGCUGAUGGGCACGGAGUGGGCAUACCGACGUAGGAGACCAAAUCAAAAGAUAUAAUCUGUUUUCACUCAAAACGACUCCUCCUCCCACAUCUCAUUAUCAUUCUGUAUCCAUUCUGUUUCUGUGGCUUGUUUUAAAGGCCACACAGUGUCUCAGGAUUUCCACAUACCCCGCUCCACCCCACACACCCACUUUCACCUCCUCUCACCCCUUGAGUAAGGCCUACCUAAGACGAUGGUUCUCGGAAGUUGAGGACCUGGAGAUAAACACGCUACCAGUCUACCAGUCCCACGCAAAGAAGCAGCUCUGCUGAAGGAGAGUAAAAACAAUGUAGGGAAUUAGCUGUGAAAACUACGGAGGAUCAUACAAUGCAAAAAUAUGCAAACUUUACAUUUUGCUGUUUGACUACAUCAUUUUCUAAGAGGUGACUGUAGUGUGUUGUGUGCGCAAAAAAAAAAAACUCUGUCAUGCCUGUGGAGCAGAAUGAAAACAAUGGGUACCUACCUGAGUUAUUUUUUUAAAGCCAUUAUGCAGACAUCUAUCCACUGCUUUGAUCCAUCCUUCACUUGCUCACAGAACAACUGUGUCUGUGACACAGGAUUUAAUUAGACCACUCCACAUCACACAUACACUCCCAAAUAUUGUCUCGUCUAGUAGUGCUGUGUACUGCUUUGUCUGUUUGACACGUUUUAUCAUUUUGAAUUUAAUCUGUAAAUGAUCGUUUUACCAAGGUGCUCAUAUAGUAAGUAAUAUCACCCUCGUUUAAAGUAGAGAUGUGCCAAGAAUCAAACUCAACUUGUCUGGAGACUGUUCAAUCAAAUACUCAAACUGACUUUGCAAACCCAAAGGAGGCGACACAUGGAGAUGAGUGGGGUCAAUAGAGUAUUAGUCUAUUCUUUUAAACAUUUCAGCUCUUUUCAGUUUUAUUCUUUUUUCAGGCUAAACAGCACUUGCAGGAAAUCCAGUGAUCUUUCUUGUUGGUCUUUAGCAUGUCCCAUGCUAUAUGACAUGAUGUGCGUGGUGAAGGUUUCGCCUUAAAUAUGCUACUUACCUCGGCACAUAGACCAUCUGUAACCAGAGACCAGCUUUUACCAGUCAGCUGAUGCUAUGACUGACUUGCUCGAUGAGUGAGAGGACAUAACGGGGAGACCUUGACCUCAACCGCCCCAAUCCCCUUCACUAUUUGAUCCAUUCAUCAAACACAUGUAGAGAGUAAAAUAGUUCUACCUGUUUUCAUUGUCGGUGAGGAGUUUGAAAAGGAAGUCUAAGGACGUAUGUAGAUGUAAGAAAUGAUAUAAACUGAAACUAUUUUUCAUUGUUGAUUUGUUUUUUCAUGCUGCAAAAUUAAAGAGCAAGUAUUAUCCAGAUGCUGGGGAUUUUGCUCCCUCAUCACCAACUUGUACUUUUGCACUUUACAUAGUGUUUUCCCCUUUUCAUUAGUUAUAGGAAAGAGCCGCCAGGCAGAGGACAUCAAUUGGUGACUAUUAGAAUAUUUAUUAUUUAAAGACAAAUCUUGGGAAUUUUGGUGUGUUAUUUGACAUCUUUUCAGACUCGAACAUGAAAGCUUCUAUAGGUUUUCUGUGCUUUGUAUGCCCUCGUUCCAAAACAUUCAAAGGUCACCCAGUCCUCUCUCAGCAGUGUGUCCCAGCUGUAGACAAGAAUAAGAGAACUUCAUCCCAUUUAUCUCCAGACAGUAAUGGCUGUAAUGUUGUCAUUUUUUUAACUUCUACAUGGAUUUAAAAAAAUCUAAACAAAUAUAAAUAAAGUUUGAGAAUGUAUUUUAGCUCAUUUUUGUCACGUCCAGAUAAAGAUCUAAAAUUGUGACUUGUGAAGAAAGUUUAUUUGGAAUACAAAACAGUGUUUUACCCACUUUUUGCUUUCCCAAAAUGCCCUUUGCCUUUUAGAAUGGCUGUUACAAAUAUACACACUUCUCCAAUUGCAUAAAUUAGAUUGUUAAGCCAAUAGCUACUUUGCUUAGUGAGGAGCUGACAAAACAAUGUUUUGCUACAUUAGCAAAGAAGCAAAAUGAUUUGGAGUUGAUUCCUGUAGAUACCAGGACUGCCAAACACACUACAGAAAAUAUUCUCCGGAUUUCAGAAUCUUAAGGUAAUGGUUUACAUUGUCUUGGGAAUACACACAGAGACUGGUGUUCACAUCUACUAAUGCUAAGAGCACUGAUCACGCUAACUCCUAACAUAAGAUGCUAAGUUCAGCUUUAAAAGGGCACUCCAUCUGAUUUUGUUUUGGAUUAAAAGAGUGAACCUCUCAAUAGGAUGUCAACGCCAUGCUGAAGACAGAUAACG
Molecule: messenger RNA, 5452 nt
Organism: Xiphophorus hellerii (green swordtail)
Lineage: Eukaryota; Metazoa; Chordata; Actinopteri; Cyprinodontiformes; Poeciliidae
Gene: nrg2a
Product: neuregulin 2a
Exons: 11
Coding region: 102-2234 (710 amino acids)
Biological process (GO): nervous system development; animal organ development; intracellular signal transduction
Molecular function (GO): signaling receptor binding
Source: RefSeq, a predicted model, not a curated record